CGGGAGGCCGGGCCGAGCGGGGGAGUUUAUCCCGCUGGAAGGGAACGGCUGCUCCCGCUGAGGGCUGACAGCGCCGGGGCAGUGCGGGCUGCGGGCACCGGCCCCGAGGGGUUACAAUGGUUGACACAGAAAUGCCGUUUUGGCCCAUGAAUUUUGGAAUCAGCCCCGUGGACCUGUCAGCCAUGGAGGAGCACACACACUCCUUUGACAUCAAACCCUUCACCACCGUGGACUUCUCCAGCAUUUCCUCCCCGCACUACGAAGACCUUGCCAGGGCUGACCAGUCAGGCCUGGAUUAUAAAUAUGAUAUCAAACUCCAGGACUGCCCAAGUGCCAUCAAGAUGGAGCCUCCGUCCCCGCCGUACUUCUCCGAGAAGGUGCAGCUGUACAAACCCCACGAGGAGGCCUCCAACUCGCUGAUGGCCAUCGAGUGCCGCGUCUGCGGGGACAAGGCCUCGGGCUUCCACUACGGCGUGCACGCCUGCGAGGGCUGCAAGGGCUUUUUUCGGAGAACGAUCAGGUUAAAGCUCAUCUACGACAGGUGUGACCUGAACUGCCGCAUCCAUAAGAAAAGCAGGAAUAAAUGUCAGUACUGCAGGUUUCAGAAGUGCCUGGCCGUGGGAAUGUCACACAACGCCAUCAGGUUUGGGCGGAUGCCCCAGGCGGAGAAGGAGAAGCUGCUGGCAGAGAUCUCCAGCGACAUCGACCAGCUGAACCCCGAGUCUGCCGACCUGCGGGCGCUGGCCAAGCACCUCUACGACUCCUACAUCAAGUCCUUCCCUCUGACCAAAGCCAAGGCGAGGGCCAUCCUGACAGGAAAGACGACAGACAAAUCACCCUUCGUUAUUUACGACAUGAACUCUCUAAUGAUGGGGGAGGACCAGAUCAAGUGCAAGCACGUGUCCCCCCUGCAGGAGGAGAACAAGGAGGUGGCCAUCCGCAUCUUCCAGCGGUGCCAGUUCCGCUCGGUGGAGGCCGUGCAGGAGAUCACCGAGUUCGCCAAGAACAUCCCCGGCUUCGUCGGCCUCGACCUCAACGACCAAGUGACUCUGCUCAAGUACGGCGUGCACGAGAUCAUCUACACCCUGCUGGCCUCCCUGAUGAACAAGGACGGCGUCCUGGUGUCCGACGGGCAGGGCUUCAUGACCAGGGAGUUCCUCAAGAGCCUGAGGAAACCUUUCUGUGACUUUAUGGAGCCCAAGUUCGAGUUCGCUGUGAAGUUCAAUGCACUGGAACUGGAUGACAGUGACCUGGCGAUAUUUAUAGCUGUCAUCAUCCUAAGUGGAGACCGCCCGGGGUUGCUGAAUGUGAAGCCCAUCGAGGACAUCCAGGACAACCUCCUGCAAGCCCUGGAGCUGCAGCUGAAGCUGAACCACCCCGAGUCGUCGCAGCUGUUUGCAAAGCUGCUGCAGAAAAUGACGGACCUCAGGCAGAUCGUGACGGAGCACGUGCAGCUCCUGCAGGUCAUCAAGAAAACCGAGACGGACAUGAGCCUGCACCCCCUGCUGCAAGAGAUCUACAAGGACUUGUAUUAACCAGCAGAGCAGUCCUUGGCCCCUGACACGAUGUAUGUUCUUCAGAUUGCACUAUCUCUUUGAGGGAAAAAAGAAAAACAAACUUUGCGUACCUAAGGAAUUACUGUGAAACAGCAUUUAAAAAGAGAGAGCUUAGUAUAGCAGAUCUAUUUUAUGCAUAUUGUUUAUAAAGACACAUUUACAAUUUACUUUUAAUAUUAAAAGUAUCUAUAUCAUGAAAUUGUUGGCAGUAUUUUCAGAAUUAAUUUUUUAACUGCGUUGUUUCUUAACGUUGCUUGUCCGAGUAUGAUCGAUGCUUCACUCAAGCAUGCAGUUAAAUUGUCAGCUAAAUAAAAACCUUUCUCCUCGAGCAUUUCCAGGGAAAUGUUUGAAGUAAUAAUGUUCGAUUUUGUGCUCCCGAGGCAGCAGCAAAAUAAAAUUCAGUCCCAGAUUAGUGUAACUUCCCAGGAGAGUUUCAAGGGCCAAAGGGAGAAGUGUCAGGCCUGAAAAUAUUCAUGCCUCCCAUAAUAACAUUUGAAUAAUUUCAGGUCUGAAAAUAUUCGUGCCUUCCGUAGUGAGAUUUGACACUGGCAGAGCUCUGUAAAGGGGGCUUGGUGUAAGGAAAAAUCAGGCCACUCAUCUGUGGGCAAACAGCAAAAUUAGAGGCCAUUUCAAGAAGUAAUUAGGGAAGGAAUAUGCACUGCUCAUCACUCAGGAAACAGAGUCCUUUGGGUUCCUCUGCUUGUGCAAAGUGCAACAGCUACUCCAAUUCCCACAGCAGCCAGAGCUGAGCUGGAGCAGGUUGGUACAAACCUCUUGGCCUGAGACCUUCCCCAGUUAUUGGAUAAACUGCAUUGAACAAGAGCCAAAAUAUCACAGAAAAUUGGAAUGUUGUGAGCAAUGGACUCCCAAACAGAAGCAAGGUUUGGGUGAACUCUUGUGUAAAGUUAAAGCUGUGGUGGAAACCCUGCACCCUGGGUCUGACCUGAGCUCUAGAUCUUCACCCAAGGGUGCAGGGAGACGUUCCUGCUUUGAGGUCGUUGGUUUUCCUGCAUGUGUUUCCCUAUAAUGUCCCCUAAGAGUUCCACAGGGAGCAGAGCACAGCAGAGGGAGCAAAUUUAACACAAAUUUCCUAACAGUGUCACUUUGGAGUACUCUUGGUACUGAGGUGGGAGACUCACAUUUCACCCUCCCACAUUUGGGAGUUUGUGAGCCCUGACUAAAUCAAGCAGGGGGGGCCCACAGUGGUGGACUAGAAGAGGAAAAAGCCACUAUUUGUAACUUAUAUGUAAAAAAAGGAGAGGUCCCCAAUACCCUUGGUUUCCUCCCCAUGACUGUAUUUUAUUUAUGUAGCAAAAAAUGUGCCUUAAACUGAGAGAAGGGGAGUGGUGAUUCCUAAGUGGGCAAAGAGGUGAGGUAGGUGUGAGUAGCAUCUUCAGGGAGUAAAAAUUGGCUUUGCUCCUAAUGCAGACCUUGAAACUCUUAAGCCCAGGCAAAUUAUGCAAUAAAGAAGCUGAGAGAGGUAAAUAUGAAAAUUAAUCCUUCAGCUCAGGCCUUCUACACCUGGAAACGUUUCCUGCUGCUGAUUUCAGGUAACCUCUGGGCCUGAGGUCAGCCCUGAGCCUUAUUCCCACCAGGAAGUUUGGGGGAUUGGAUCAUUCAGGCUCCAGGUCUGGAGCCCACGGGUGGAAUUGUUCUGAGAUGAAGUCAGGGCCAGGCUGGAGAGAGCAGCUUUGAUCCUGCCAGGAUUGCAGCGAGGUCAUUUCAGGCAGCUCAGAAAGGAUGGCCCUGGAGCAAGCACAGCGUUGCAGUUCAUGCACAGCACUGCAGGUUUGCUGCACAUCUCAGGUGGCUCCAGCUGAGCGUGGCACUGGAGGAAUUCCAUUCACACUUCCAUGGCUGUUACAGGGCAAAAGAAAAUAUUGUCUCUCUGUUUAAGUCAUUUUCCACUGCUCCUUUGAAGUGUUGCCUUCCAUCCCUUAGUGGCAGAACUCUGCAGAGCUCAUCCCCUCCCCUGGAGAUGAGAUCCCAGCUCUGAGAUGAGCUGGCACUGGGACUGACCCCAGCUCCCAAACUGGAUUUCUGGAACAGCAACACCCAGCAAGAACCAGGAAUCAGAGCCUGCAUUUCUUAAACAAUCCCCUUUCCCACUGGCUUCCCUUGAAAUGCAAGUCCAGAAUGGUUUCAAAUAAAAAGGAAUUCUAGGGCACGUCUGUCCUUACAGAAGUAAUAUUCAAACUUAUUUGAAAAUAAGUGGCAGAGGUGCUCUGACAGGGAAAUUGAGUUCAGUGCUUUGAUAAUGUACUGAAAACAAUCUGUGUAACCCAGCAGCACAUUAACCAAAGAGUUAUAAGAUUUAACCAAAUCCCACUCCUGCAAGGGACAAUACUUCUGGAACUGUCCAUUCAGCAGUGACAGUGCCUAAGGCACUCAGUGCAAAAAUCCCUGUACUGAGAGUGGCAAUGCAACCAUAAUCAGAAGAGUUUUGCAGGAAUGGGUGUUACCCUUCAUGAGGAUGCAGGCACUGAAUGCCCAAAAGCCUCUACUUUUCUUUCAACUGUAUCAGCUGCUCUAAUAAAAUAUGUUGUUCUCCCCACACCCUGUCUUCUCUCACACAUUGAUAUUAUUCACCGUGUUUUCCUCAAGCCAUGCAAAGUGUUAAUUUUUCUAUGUGAGUUACUAAUCACUGACAUGUUCUGAUUCUAAGUGGUUACAUCAUGGUUAAGAAGUUUUGCCUGAAAUACUUUUCUACAAGGAUAGGUCUUAAGGGAAAAAUGUUCAUUUAAUGGACAACUGCUAUGUACUAAUUUAGAACAAAUGACUGUUAUGAGGAUAUGAAAGCAUUCUCUCAAAAAAUAGCAUUUUCUCUUGUGAAUUAUAUUCAGAAUUUUGAUCUAAUUGUAACUACUUUCUGUUUCUAUGGGACUUUAUUUAUUAAAAACAAAA
Molecule: messenger RNA, 4460 nt
Organism: Prinia subflava (tawny-flanked prinia)
Lineage: Eukaryota; Metazoa; Chordata; Aves; Passeriformes; Cisticolidae
Gene: PPARG
Product: peroxisome proliferator activated receptor gamma
Exons: 7
Coding region: 117-1535 (472 amino acids)
Biological process (GO): cell differentiation; positive regulation of transcription by RNA polymerase II; negative regulation of transcription by RNA polymerase II
Cellular component (GO): nucleus
Molecular function (GO): nuclear receptor activity; DNA-binding transcription repressor activity, RNA polymerase II-specific; RNA polymerase II cis-regulatory region sequence-specific DNA binding
Source: RefSeq, a predicted model, not a curated record